This is a messenger RNA of Hydractinia symbiolongicarpus, 481 nucleotides long. RefSeq names its product craniofacial development protein 2-like. Gene Ontology annotation, biological process: chromatin remodeling. The coding region runs from base 1 to 324 and encodes 107 amino acids. Lineage: Eukaryota; Metazoa; Cnidaria; Hydrozoa; Anthoathecata; Hydractiniidae. Gene Ontology annotation, cellular component: nucleus. The record is from RefSeq and is a predicted model, not a curated record. The transcript is spliced from 2 exons.
AUGCGUGUUAAUAGUCGUAUUAUAGUGAUAAGGUUUUUGAUAGGUAAUAGGAUUGUCACUUUUCUGUCAGUUUAUGCUCCACAGUGUGGACUCAGUGAGGAAGAUAAAGAUAAGUUUUAUGAUGAGUUAAUAGCAGUCACAUCAAAGUUUGGAGACACUGAACUUGUCAUGGUGGGCGGCGACUUUAAUGGUCAUGUUGGGAAGUCAUCUGAAGGUUAUAGAGGUGUGCAUGGAGGCUAUGGAUUUGGGAGCAGAAAUAAGGAAGGGGAGAGAUUGCUUGAGUUUGGAAUGGCAACGGACAUGGUGGUUGUAAGACACAGAUAGAUUACUUCCUGGUUAGAAAGUCAGACAAGAAAGUGGUGAAGGACGUGAAAGUUAUAUCGGGGGAAGAGUGUGUUUCCCAGCAUAGGUUGCUGGUUUGUGAUAUUAUCUUGAAGAGUGUUAAAAAAGCCAAGGGAAAGUACAGGCCCUGUUGAAAAGU